AUGUCGGUCACAGCAGGAGUUAGUGAUGCUGCACUAGCUACUAGGGCAAAACUACGAGGUGGGAUUGCACAGACUAAAGUGACACGAUAUUGGCCUGGACAAGCUCCCAAGUGGGCCGACAAAGCCGAACAAGAUCAUGACGAUGAUGUUAGGAUGCACAUCAAGGAUGAUGAUGAUUUGAUGGUUGCUAGGUUUGAUAAGGAUGAUCCAAGGCUGCGCCGUUUAGCUCAGACCAGAGCUGAUAACCGAGAACAAGUAAGAGCCGAUCAUCAGCGAGUUAGACAGGCAGCUGAGGUUAUAUCUACACAAGAAGAUGAUGAAGACUUAAGGAAUCAAGAGAGUAGUGACGAGGAAGAAGAUGAAGAUGCUAUGGAAGAAAGAAGAAGAAGAAUCAGAGAAAGGAAUCUUAAAAGAGCUCAAGAGGAGGCUUCUCUACUUCCUUUAGAAGAAGAAGAAGAGGUACAAGAUGAUGAGGAGGAGUCCGAGUUCGAGACUGAUUCAGAAGACGAGAUGAUCGGUAUAACCAUGAUCAAGCCUUUCUUUGUACCAAAAGGUGAGAGAGAUACAGUAGCAGAGCGUGAUCUUCUUGAAGCUAAAGAAGAAGCUCUUGAGGAAUUGGCAAAGAAGAAACUAGAGAUGAGGAUAACAGAGACGAAGCAGAUAGUGGUUGAGGAAGUUAGGAAAGACGAAGAGAUACAGAAGCACGUUUUAGUGGAAGAAGAUGUGGAAACUGAUGACGAGAUCAAUGAAGCUGAGGAGUACGAAAUUUGGAAGACAAGAGAGACUGAUAGGAUCAAGAGAGAAAGAGAUGCAGAGGAAGCUACAUUGAGAGAGAAGGAAGAGAUCGACAAGAACUUGAUGACAGAGGAAGAGAGUAAGAAUCAGAAACCGAAAAGGAAAUGGAAGUUUAUGCAAAGAUACUACCACAAAGGUGCCUUCUUCCAGGAGGAAGGAUCUGUUAUACUUCAGCGCGACUUCUCUGCACCAACUGGAGAAGAUAAGCUGAACAAAUUGAAAGUACGUGAAGUCAUGCAGGUCAAGAACUUUGGUCGCAGUGGAAGAUCUAAAUGGACUCAUCUUGUCAAGGAGGAUACAACGUAUGGUGACAAGAAAACAAAAACUGAGGGUACAAUUACAACGGAUUGGAGUAACUUGUGGACUUUUAAGGAUCUUCUAGGCGAUAAAUACAAGAGGAAAAUACAGGACUUUUAG
Messenger RNA from Microthlaspi erraticum, 1212 nucleotides. The record is from the annotation of a GenBank genome assembly. NCBI's taxonomy places the organism in Eukaryota, Viridiplantae, Streptophyta, Magnoliopsida, Brassicales, Brassicaceae.